AUGAUGAUAAGUAGCAGCAGCAGAAGAAGCAGAACAGAUAAUAACUCGCAUUAUGUUGUGAGGAAUUUUUCUUCUGAUAUUAAUAAUAGGGCGACCGAUAAUAAAUCGCAUUAUGUGGCGAGGAAUUUCUCUUCUGAUGAUAAUAAUAGGGCGACCGAUAAUAAAUCGCAUUAUGUGGCGAGGAAUUCUUCUUCUGAUGAUAAUAAUAGGGCGACAGAUAAUAAAUCGCAUUAUGUGGCGAGGAAUUCUUCUUCUGAUGAUGAUAAUAAUAAUAAUAAUAGGAGCAGCGUUAAGUCGCCCUGGCUUAUGCUCCCCCCCUCUGUAAAAUGCGGCAACAUGUUGUAUAAUUUUUACAAUUUGGCAGAAUCCAAAAUAGAGAGAAGAAGAUCAACAUUGGAAGGAGAGGAUAUUGAUGCCAAAUUUGUGGGUUCGUCUCACGGGUGGAUAGUUGUGCUGAACCGGCGCAACCACGGGCUGCUCCUCUGGAACCCCAUCACUGAGGUACGCAUAAACCUUCCAUCCCUCCUCACCUUGCCCGAUCCCCAAAUUAACUGCUGUGGUAUCGUAUCCAAGCUCAUACUCUCCUGCUCCCCGGACCACGAUGUAGAUCAAUGCCGUGCCGUGAUGAUUUUUGGGCCCUUUGAGAGGCUGGCUUUCUGCCAGCCUGGCCGCAGCACCCACUGGACCCCCAUCGGACAUUUGUAUUGGUAUGAUAAUUUGUAUUGGGAGGCAUUCGACGGCGACGACUAUGCCAGGCGGUACACCGAUUGCGUCUAUUCCACCACACGCAAACUCUUCUUCUGUUAUGUGAUGUGGAGAUUGGAGUGUUGGGAUCUUGGGGACCUCGAGUGCCCCAGAAUUUGUUGGUCGGAGAUUGUACGUUAUACUUCUGGGGUUGCUAGUGAACAAGAGACGAUGGCCCUCUCUUUUACCACUGGGAGAUAUCCGGAGGUGUCGACGCAGCAAUUCCUCGUGGUGGCAGAGCAGAUGAAUCAGCUUUUCCUCUUGAAUCAGCACGUAUGCUCACGGAUGGGCCCCGACGGUGCCUAUCGUCCGCAUAUCUACUUUGGUAAGUAUAGGGGUUGGGAUGACAAAUUCCCCCACCAAACCUUUUCUUUCGAUGUUUUUAAAGUUGACUAUAUUUCGGGGAAGCUUAUUAAGACUAGCGUGGAGGGUUCGCUGGAUGGGCUGGCAAUGUUUAUUGGCAAGAACCACUCCUUUUCCAUCUCCACACCAACCGACCAUGGCCUAAAAAGUGAUUGUAUUUACUUUACUGACAUAAAUAUACACCAGCCUCCAGCGGGCUCGAUGUUUGGGGGCCACGAUAUCGGCAUUUAUCAUUGCGUGACCAGAACAUUUUCUGAUUGCUUUUAUCCACGGGACACCAACAAAAUAAAGAAGAUUGUGCCUGCACCAAUGUGGUUUACUCCCAACGAGAACACGCACUAA
Messenger RNA from Striga asiatica, 1449 nucleotides. The record is from the annotation of a GenBank genome assembly. Lineage: Eukaryota; Viridiplantae; Streptophyta; Magnoliopsida; Lamiales; Orobanchaceae.